GGUGCCCUGCGCGCCGCCGCCGGCAUGGAGCGGCGCGUGGCGGAGCGGCUCCGCAGCACUCUGGGCCCGCUCGGCCUCGAGGUGCACGCCUUCAAGGUUGGGUGGUACAAUGCUGUUCUCCAGCCAGCCUUCCACCUCCCCUACCCAGAUGACACACUGGCCUUCGUGGUGCUCAGCACGCCUUCUAUGUUCGACAAAGCCCUUAAGCCUUUCGUGAAAAAAGAACGAUUAAAAAUCAUCAGGGAUCCUGUGGAUCAGUGUGUUUCCCAUCACUUAUCACGUGUGAAGGAGAAAUUCCCUGACCAGAGGAUGGAUGUCAUGUUCGAUUAUGAGAUGCUGCCGAGCCGAAAGCCCAAAUUCCUGGCACAGACAGCUGCCCACGUUGCUGGAGCUGCAUAUUACUACCAAAGGAAGGAUGUGAAGCGUGAUCCUUGGGGCAAAAAGAAGAUCUUUGGCGUUUGUAUCCAUCCCAAGUAUGGCGGCUGGUUUGCUAUCCGGGGUCUCCUGCUCUUCCCAGACAUUCAGGUGCCAUUCCUGGAACAGCCUGCCCCUGCUGACUGUGUGAGCACGGAAGAGAAAAGGAUUGAGCUGCUGGAGCAGUUUAAUUUCCACUGGCAGGAUGGCCGCUACAGGGACAUCAUUGAAGUGAAGGAAAGGUACUCGGAAGAGCAAAAAACCUAUUUUGCCACUCCUCCAGCCGAGAGAUUCCGGCUGCUGGGGCUCUCACAGGAAGCGCAGAGAAUCACAUUUCACUGAGAAACCGGCUCUGUGGAGGGCAGCAAAGAGUAACUCAUGAGCACCGGCUGUUCCUAGUGCUGAGGAGGAGAAGGAGGAGGAGGAGGAGGAGGAGGAGGAGGAGAAGGGGGUGGUUAUGCUGAUACAGAGAUGGCAAAUCCAAGCAGCCUCAAUGCAAACAUCAGCUUCCCAGAGAGGGGCACUGCUCUGUGGUCUGGGGAGGGUGGGAGCUGUCUGUUCUGUACUGCUGCUGAUCUGGGGGGUCCUCUGGAGAGUCCAGUAAGGUGCCAAUUAGCCUUUGGUUGGGAAUAGUUUGGACAUCCUGGCAACUUUAAAAUCUGUGCUGCUUAUUAGAGAAAUAACUUUCGUUCUCAAGAAUUUUCUUUCUGAAUAUUCUGGUUUUAUUCUUUGUAAGUGUAAAAAAGAAUUCAGUCAUUUUUAGUUUGAUUUUGUCUAAACUUUGGGCAGGUACUUUUUUAGAUGUAGCCAGUAUUUUAUUAUCCUGUGUCAUGACUCUCCCUAGGGAACAGAUGUCCAGUCUUUAGUCUUGCCUAGGUCACAUUUAAGCAUUUAUCCAUUUAUAGAGCAGCUGACUGGACUAUUUGGAAAGAUGCUGAGUAAUGUCCAUAUGAGUGGAGAUUUUACCCAUGUGAAGCUAACUGACUGAAAAAGACAAUUCUUGUGGCCUUUUUUAAGAUGGACCACAUUUGUGUUAAAAGUAUUUUUCAGCGCCAGCACACAGCACACCCCCCAGAGUUCCUGCCACAGUUUCCUGGUGAGCUUUCUGUGUGGGGAAGGUUGUAAACCUGCACACAUAAAAGCCAUGGCACAAAGCCUUGUCACAUGCACAGGCAAACAAGCAUGGCAGAAAAGAAAAUAUUAAUGACGUUCAUGUUACUUAUAUUGCUGGCUAAAACAUGUUCAGACAGAAACAUAACAUUUUUUGCAUAACUUUAUCCUGUUAUAUUUGUUCAGAGGCUACACUGCACCUGGAAACAAGAAAUUAAUUUAUCUUUGAGCAAUUUUAGGCUCAGAUCUCAUUAAAAUAAUAUAAUACAUUAAAAUAAUAUUUUGUGGGAGUUGUUUUACUAGACUGCUGUGCAAUGCUGCAAAUGGACAGGCACUUUUUUCCUUUUGAUGGUAUCAACACGAUGAAGAAAUACUCACUUGGCAGAACUGAGCCCUUUCUUUUUAUAUUGGGAUUCUUCAAACCUUUUGGAGACUCCACCAUGAAGGUUGCCCUCACCAUUGUUCACUGCUUGAUACAGUUGCUCAUAGUCUGUACACCAACUCAUUGGAAUCCAACUUCAGGAUAUCAAAUUUGCUUCCCACCUGUGAUCACUGAGCUUGUUCACUGCAUUUGCUGUUACAAAAAAGUCUUUGCUGCUUUCCAUGCUUUGUUCAUCUCUGAUUAAGGCAGACACCUGACUUAGAAUGUGAUAGGGGUAUUGUGAUGUUUAAUUUAAGGUAAAGAAUGAAAUUAGUUUAAAAUCUGUUGUUACAGAAUUACUUCUGGAUCAAAUUUGUUUGAUGUUUCAGAACUUUUCAAUUGAUCUGUAAUUUAACAGGGAUUUGAGCUAAUGACUUGCACUAGCAACAAAGACAAAAUGCUGAUUGUUUUAGAAGGAUAAAUAUAGAUUUGAAUCAAAUCUAUCUUUUUAUGUUACAAUUUAAAGUAAAAUAUUUUGAUUUUUUGGUAUUGAUUUCUUGCAAAUAUUUAAUAUUUUGUCUUAAUUUAUUAAACAGAUUACCAUGACCACUGCAUUUCAAUUUCUGUAAUUUCUUUCUCUUCAAAUGGUGUGUUGGUUGCUAAAUAUAUAAAGUUGUAAGUAAACCUCA
This is a messenger RNA of Sturnus vulgaris (Common starling), 2574 nucleotides long. It is a transcript of the gene MMACHC, whose product is annotated as metabolism of cobalamin associated C. Gene Ontology annotation, molecular function: cyanocobalamin reductase (cyanide-eliminating) (NADP+) activity; FAD binding; demethylase activity. The record is from RefSeq and is a predicted model, not a curated record. Gene Ontology annotation, biological process: cobalamin metabolic process. Gene Ontology annotation, cellular component: cytoplasm. Lineage: Eukaryota; Metazoa; Chordata; Aves; Passeriformes; Sturnidae.